AUGGAUGAGGAGCUAGCAAAACAAUGGGAAGAACUAAGUCUCACUAAGAAGGAGAAAUGGGAAAUAAUCUUGGCUUUCAACUCAACAACAAAAGCUAUGCAACAAAGUAACUUUUGUUUGCUGGCUAUGAUUAUUGCUGAAAGGCCAAUAAAUAGAGAAUCAUUUAAGAUUACCAUGUCGAGAGUGUGGAGAUGCAACAGUUGGAUCCAAUUUAGUGAAAUUGGAAGCAAUAAAUAUUUAGUAGAGUUCCACCUAGAGCAGGACCUUCAACAGGUUAUAUGUGGAACGCCAUGGUCAUUUGAUAGGUGGUUGGUCUGUCUUCACUUGUAUGAAGGUAAUAGAUCCAUCAAUGAAGUUCCUUUCACCACAGAAGAAUUUUGGAUGCAUGCCUAUAACAUGCCUUUGGCAAGCAUGACAGAAGACGUAGGCAAAAAGAUUGGUGAUACUAUUGGGAAGUCUCUCAUUGUCCAAGUAGAUGAUAGGGGCAUAGGUUGGGAAAGUUUUUGA
Molecule: messenger RNA, 507 nt
Organism: Carya illinoinensis
Lineage: Eukaryota; Viridiplantae; Streptophyta; Magnoliopsida; Fagales; Juglandaceae
Exons: 1
Coding region: 1-507 (168 amino acids)
Source: RefSeq, a predicted model, not a curated record